Messenger RNA from Thecamonas trahens ATCC 50062, 4887 nucleotides. RefSeq lists its product as uncharacterized. Gene Ontology annotation, molecular function: oxidoreductase activity; protein binding. Bases 19 to 4314 code for a protein of 1431 amino acids. The record is from RefSeq and is a predicted model, not a curated record. The transcript has 4 exons. Lineage: Eukaryota; Apusomonadida; Apusomonadidae.
AACCAGCCUGUGACGACCAUGCGGUGCAUUGCACUGUACGAGUGCAUUGCAGACGAAGAUGAUGAGCUUUCCUUCCCAGAGGGUGCCACUAUCGACGAAGUCGACAAGUGCGACGAUAACGGCUGGUGGAUGGGCACGUACGACGGCAAGCGUGGUGUCUUUCCCUCUGACUACGUCCAGGUGCUAGAGGAACAGGCUACGGGCGCAGACGACGACGCAUGGGCCGCAGGCGCCGCCGUUGUAGACGAUGGCGCGUGGGCCGCCGCAGACGACCUCCCGCCACCGCCGCCCGACGACCUCCUCGCCACCGUCGCCGACGCUGAGCACAUUACCGUCCAGGCCCUCUACGAGUGUCAAGCUGACGAAGCCGACGAGCUCUCCUUUCCCGAGGGCGCCAUCAUCACCAACGUCGUCGCCGACCAGGAGGGCUGGUACUACGGCGAGUACAACGGCACCGCCGGCGUCUUCCCCAUCGACUACGUCCAAAUCAUCGAGGAAGAGCUCCCUCUACCGAACGACCUCCCGCUGCCCGACACCCUCCCGCCUCCCGACAACAUGCUACUUCCCGACGACCCGCCGCCGCCAGAGCCGGUGGCCUGGGACGAGCCUGCACAAGAGCUGGGCGAGCCCGCUGCCUGGGACGCGCCUGCUGAUCCUUGGGCAGCCGAACCAGAGCCGGCGCCUGCUGUUGACGACGCCGCGCCUCCUGUUGGCCUGCCCAUCCUCGAGGCUCCGCCCGACAUCCCCGAGGUCGACGACAUGAUGGGCGACAUGCUCGCCGGGCUCGACGAGUUUGACGACAUUCUCAAGGAGAAGAAGCGCGAGCGCCGCAAUCGCCGUGACGACGACUCCUCCAUCGCAGCGUCAUCCGGUGCCAACUUUCAAGCUGCCGACGCCUCGGCCCUGGAGCAGCUCGAUGAGAUGUUCGCCGGCUUUGACGGCGGCGAAGUCGACAUGUCCGCCUUUGACAUGGCGGGCUUUGACGACCCGACCACAUCGGCCCUCCCCGACGUCGAUGCCCUCGCCCAGGUCGAGGCCUCGAUGAACGACAUGUUCUCUGAGGAGGACUUUAUGCCUGCCGCCCCAGAACCCGCCCCAGAGCCCGCCGCGGAGCCCACCCAGGCCCCGGCCCCGGCCCCGGCCCCGGCCCCGGUGCCAAAGCCCGCUCCAGCCGCCGCAAAGCCCAACCCGGUCGUUCCCGCAAAAACCGCCGCCCCCGCGCCGGUCGAAAAGCCGCCCAAGGCUGUCCCGUCAGGCCGCGGUGCCCCGCGAGGCCGUGGCGCCCCUCGUGGUGCUCCUCGCGGCCGUGCCGCUCCCCGCGGCGCUCCCCGCGGCGCUCCUCGCGGCCGUGCCGCUCCCCGCGGCGCUCCCCGUGGUGCUCCUCGCGGCCGUGCCGCUCCCCGCGGCGCCCCCCGUGGCGCCCCCCGUGGUGUGCCCCGCGGCCGUGGUGCGCCUCGCGGCCGAGGUGCUGGUGCCGGUCCGCCCGCGCCCAUCUCCAAGGCUGCAAAGCCGGCGCCCAUCUCCAAGGCUGCAAAGCCGGCGCCCGUCCCCAAGGCUGCAAAGCCGGCGCCCGUCCCCAAGGCCGCAAAGCCGGCGCCUGUCCCCAAGGCCGCAAAGCCCGUGCCUGCUCGCGGCGCUCCGCGUGGCCGCGCUGCCCCGCGCGGAGCAGCAGCGCCACGAGGCACUGUUCGUGGUCGUGGUGUCGUCCGUGGCGCUCCCCGCGGAGCCCCUGCCGUUCGCGCCGCGCCGCGCGGUGCCGUUCGGGGUGCUGCAGCGCCGCGCGGUGCUGUUCGGGGUGCUGCAGCGCCGCGCGGUGCCGUUCGGGGUGCUGCAGCGCCGCGCGGUGCCGUUCGGGGUGCUGCAGCGUCGCGCGGUGCCGUUCGGGGUGCUGCAGCGCCGCGCGGUGCCGUUCGGGGUGCUGCAGCGCCGCGCGGUGCUGUUCGGGGUGCUGCAGCGCCGCGCGGUGCUGUUCGGGGCGCUGCCGCGCCGCGCGGUGCCGUUCGGGGUGCUGCAGCGCCGCGGGGUGCCGUUCGGGGCGCCGUCCGUGGUCGUGCCGCCCCGCGUGGUGCCGUCCGUGGCACUGUACGUGGUCGUGCCGCCCCGCGCGGUGUCGUCCGUGGUGCUGCCCCACGCGGUGCCGUCCGCGGCCGUGCCGCUCCACGUGGUGUCGUCCGUGGUGCUGCCCCACGCGGUGCCGUCCGCGGCCGCGCCGCUCCGCGUGGCACCCCCGCCGUCCGUGCCGCCCCUCGCGGUGCGGUGCGUGGCCGUGCUGCCCCCCGUGGCGCUGUCCGUGGCCGAGGCGUUCCGCGCGGCGCCCAUCCGCCGCACUUUGUUCUCGACCCGAGCACCUGCGAGCUCAUCGCUACGGCCUCGGCUCGACUGCCAUCGUUUUCGGCCUCUUCGCCAGCCGAUCGCCUCGCUCUCUCUACAGCUUCUCCUUCGCAUGCACUCUCGCCGCCGCUGCUCGCCGCACUACGCGCCGCCGCUACGAAUGGCUAUCCCCUCGAGGCUCUCGCCGCCUACAUCGCCCUCCUCGCGGCUCCGUCUGCCUCGAGUCCUACAUCCGUUCCCGCCGAUGGUCACGCCGCAGCUGCUCACAUCAUCGUCACCAAGACUCGCUACGCAUGGCCUGUCCUCGCUGCAACCAUACCGCAACUGCUCGCGCCGUCAUGCCUCGGCGCGCCGCCCGAGGUUGCCAAGGCGAGCUACGAGGCGCUGAGUUCUGCGGUGCCCGUGGGGCUAGACAAGGAGCUACCGACCCUUUCAGACUACCUACGUGGGUAUGCGGCUGCAGCUGCAUAUGCGCAACCUGCUGCGGCCACUGGUGAGGCUGUGGUGCCUCUACUCCUUGCGCUAGGUACCCAUGCUCCUCUCGCCUGGUCUCACCUCGAGCUACGCGACACGGCUUCGCGACUCGCCGUGGGAGCCACUCUCGCCGGCCAUCCGCUCACCGUCUCCUUUGGCCGACUCUCAUCGUUUGAUGCUCUUGCUCGAUUUGGCAUGCUCUUGCCGUCUGUCCAUCCGCUGGGCCGCUACGCUCCGCAGCCCUCGUUCUCUCGCCUCCCGCCGCAUCGUCUUCUGGCUGAUGCUGUCGCAUGGCUGGCCCUGCCGGGCAUCGAGCACGAGCUUGUCUACCUGCCUCAGAGCACAACGAGCGAGAAGCUCCUGCCGUACGCCUUGUCGCCAGCUGCCCGAUCGCCAGCCCGGUUGCGGUCCAUGGCCGUGGGCAUUACCCCCUGCCAAGACGGUGACGGCGACGAGGGCCGUGGUGGCGACACCUUCAGUCGCGAACUCGUCUGUCAUGCUCGGGCCGUGGCCUCGGUUGUCAUCGCCCGUAACAUCGGUAUGCUUGCUGCCGAGCGCGCUCUUCGUAACCUCGCUCAGAGCCGCCUUCUCCUCGUCCCGCAUCCUCCGCUGGGCGCGUACCUCUUUGCCUCGCUGCAGGUCGAUCUGCUCGGUCAAAACGCUGUGGACGAUGCUGUCGCCGCAUUGCAGCGGUACGGCCUCAUUGUACUUCGUUCUGCCUCGGUCAUCGACGACCCGAGCCAUGUUGCGUUCAUGGAGCUUGUCCACCGCCGGAUGCGCGGCGGUGAGCCCGGCGAGCGGAGCGGCAGUGCCGAGUCGUUCCGUGACGCGGUGACCGGCAGUAUGAGCCCAGUUCUCCGCGUCUCUAACUCGGCGGCUCAUGGCAAGACCGGCGUCGGCUCGUACUGGCACACCGACGGUUCGAUGCGGAGCGUGCCGUCGGAUCUCUCGUCGUGGCGUGUGGUGUCUCUCCCCGACGACGGUUCGGGCGACACGCUCUUCCUCAACCUCACCGCUGCCGCUGCUGCGCUGCCGCCUCAUCUGGCCGCUGAUCUUGCACACGUGUGGGCCGUGAGUCGGUCCGGGGCUGCCCGCCGAGUCUUGGCCCGCCACCCGAUCACCGGCGCGCCGACCAUCCACCUCAACGCUGCUGGCGUCACCGUCGCGCUUCUCCGUUCGCCCACGCCGCCAGCACCCGAUGCCGACCUUACAGACCUGCUGCUAUCGCCGGCCGAGUCGGAGCGGAUACUAGCGGAUCUCGAUGCCAUCAUGGCGAGCGAUGACUACUCAUAUGUGCAUCAUUGGCAAGAGGGUGAUCUCGUCAUCGCCGACAACCACCUCGUGGCCCAUCAGGCCACAGCCGCCUCCACCGCCUCGCUCCGCCUCCUCCAUCGCGUCUCGGUUACCGGCUCGGUCGACUACGGCCUUCUCCAGCUCGACUUUGAGCCCGGAGACCUGGAUCGCUAUGCUCGGACAGUCGCUCACGGCGGGUAUGUGGUGACUGGAUGAUGGCUCCGCCCAGCUCGGCCGAGGUCUGUGCCAGGCGUGAUGGGCGUGUGGUUAUGGUUUUUGAUAGUCGUAGCUGCAAACUCGACAAGAUGUUGCAGCGCUAUGCUGCUCUCGCUACAGGCUCUCCCAGGCCUCGGGGCUUGAACACGAUGAGUCUGAAUCGGUGGCCCAGAUGGCCGGCGGGGCGUAGAACUGGCCGAGGCCGUCGUCAUUGGUGUCCAGUUCGUCAUCGUCGUCAGUAUCAGCCUCGCUGUUGCAAUCUUCAUCAGCGUUGUUUUUGUCACGGAUAGACGCGUGUACACCGCGAACUGCAUGCGCCAUCGUCACGAGCAGGCUCACCCACGCCUCGAUGCACUUGCUGGGCAAAGGAAAGUGGAGCUGCUGCUGGCCGAGCGGCGAGAAGCCGGCAAUGAGGCUCUCCUUGGAGAGUAGAACACAGUAGGUGGCAAAGAGACCGAGCGCGGUACCAGAGAGGAGUUUGACAUGUGGAGCAGGAGCGACCCACUCGCGGAUGUCCGUCUCGGAACUUUUGAUGCUCACGAUGGUGCCGAGCGCGUAGUGCGCCGACUCGGA